This is a messenger RNA of Mizuhopecten yessoensis (Yesso scallop), 1637 nucleotides long. Its product is annotated as chromatin assembly factor 1 subunit B-like. The record is from RefSeq and is a predicted model, not a curated record. Lineage: Eukaryota; Metazoa; Mollusca; Bivalvia; Pectinida; Pectinidae. The coding region runs from base 11 to 1072 and encodes 353 amino acids. Gene Ontology annotation, biological process: DNA replication-dependent chromatin assembly; nucleosome assembly. Gene Ontology annotation, molecular function: protein binding. Gene Ontology annotation, cellular component: nucleus; CAF-1 complex. The transcript is spliced from 7 exons.
UGUGGCAACUAUGUGUACUGACAGAUCUUGUCGAGUGUACAGUGUGGCCAGCAAGAACUGUGUACACAAUAUCUCCAAGAUGAGCCUUCCUCUUCCAAAACCUCCGAAAGAGGAUGACACAGACCUCAAAACUGAUGUUAAACCAGAUAAACCCAAGAGUUUUAGGAUGUUUCAUGACGAUACUAUGCGAUCUUUCUUCCGAAGACUAACAUUUUCUCCCGAUGGUGAGAUUCUGAUUACGCCCGCAGGUUGUAUGGAGAUCGGAGAUAAGGUUAUCAACUCUACAUAUCUAUUUUCUAGGCACAACUUAAACAAGCCAGCUGUCUAUCUACCCAGUCCCAAAAAAGCCACGAUAUGUGCCAGGUGCUGCCCUCUACUGUACCAACUUCGCAAAAUACACCGAAAUGGAACAACAGAUCAUACGAAUAACAAUUUAAAAGAAUGGGAAAAAUAUACAACUUUAUUCUGUCUGCCCUACAGGAUAGUGUUUGCUGUAGGGACGGAGGACUCUAUCCUACUAUACGACACACAACAAUUGACACCGUUCGGCUACAUCAGCAAUAUACAUUAUCACCAACUCAGCGACCUCGCCUGGUCACCAGAUGGCCGAUUCCUGUUUGUAAGUUCUACAGACGGCUACUGUACCAUGGUUGUAUUUGAUGAGGGAGAGAUUGGAGAAGUGUACGUACCGGAGGAAGUGUCUGAUCCGUCUGACAGCACAGGGGUAGAUGUUAAAGACGAGAAACGAUCACAACCAAGUCCUGCUCCGUCCUCAAAUAGUUCUAGAAGUGAAGACCCAAUGAUCAUGGAGACAGAUUCCUGUAGCAACGAUCUUAAACUUAUUCUGGAAACGUCAAAUGAUGAUCUGCCAAAAGACUGUGUCGAUGAGGAGAAAUUGAACUCCGAUGUGGUGGCAUCACAAACUGUUGAGAAAGUUUUGCCUAGUGCUCCUACCAGCCAGCCUGACAUGGAUAAAGACAAACCGAAGCCCUCUAUAGCAGGCCUCAACAUCCGUUCCUCCUCUGGACGACGGAUACAACUCACCACUCUCUCACUUAACAAACCCAAGUGACGAAGAAAUCUUGUUAUAGGGAUGACAAACUCAACAGAAAAUUCUUUUCAGUCAGAAUGUUUCCAAAUAUAUUCAAAGUUCACAAUGAAAUUUUCUUGUGUCUUAACUCUGAAGGCAAAAAGUAUGAAAUUAUUGACAACAACCACGUUUUCAAAACAAUUGAAGAAUGAUUGAGUUGAUGAGGCCAUAUAGGACGAGUUUUUAUAUGGCAUGCACAGUAAAUAAAAUAACCAGAUAUUUCCUUGUAUUACUUAGCAAUUGGGGAGUAUUUUCUCAUUCAGCAAAUCUUUUCACUCCUUCCAAAAAGCACUUUUACAUUGUGAAAAAUAUUGAAGGCUAUAUUCGUUAAAUUAAUGUAUUGUUAGGGAUGUCUUACGGUAAAAUAUUACACUAUAUAUAAAACAUUUCUCAAAAGAAUUGAUAGGAUAUAGAUUACUCAAAUAAAUGUUGUUUUGAAUAGCAAAUUAUAAAACCCGACCAGGCAUCUGAAAUUUUGCUACCACUAGCCCUCAACCACUGGGUCGCGGGUUCGAGGCCUACAUGUGGGGCAGUCGCCAGGUACUGG